Molecule: messenger RNA, 474 nt
Organism: Rotaria sordida
Lineage: Eukaryota; Metazoa; Rotifera; Eurotatoria; Philodinida; Philodinidae
Source: the annotation of a GenBank genome assembly
AUGUUCAGUAAUGAUUUUUGGUUAUAUCUUAUUCGAAUAAAAUUUGGUUCAGCAAUAUGGCGUCGUUUUAUUAAAAAUUCUUCUAUUUUAAUUGAUAAUAAUAAUGAAUUUUCUUCAUCAUGUCGUUCAAAAUUAAUCUAUUGUGAAUUACUUAAACGUCAUUGUAUAUCAUUUACUGAUUUUAAUCAAAUAAUUCUUGAUACAAAUCGAAAUUAUAUAACUAUAUCUGAUUCAUCAAGUUUAAAUGGUGAAGUACUUUAUAUAAAUGAUUCAAUUCAAUUUUGUUAUUCACUUCAUAUUGAAACAAAAUUUAAAAAUAUUCUUCCUGGACAAUAUGAUGUAAUUUGUCGUAUGAAACUUGAUUUACCAUAUAUAUUAGGUAAUACAGAAUUUAUUGCUAUUGCUGAACAAAUAAAUUCAAGUAAAAUAGCAUAUAAACAAUGGACACAAGAUGAUUUUUUUAUCAAUGUAUAG